Molecule: messenger RNA, 498 nt
Organism: Cyphellophora europaea CBS 101466
Lineage: Eukaryota; Fungi; Ascomycota; Eurotiomycetes; Chaetothyriales; Cyphellophoraceae
Exons: 1
Coding region: 1-498 (165 amino acids)
Source: RefSeq, a predicted model, not a curated record
AUGCCUACCUACGAAGUAAUCCACCGCUGCGACCUCACUAACGAACAACGUGAUGCUCUCGCAGCUGCGAUCACAGAAAUCCACGCCCAACUUUUCACGGUCUCCAAAAUCUUUGUGAAUGUCUGGUUUAGGCACUGGCACGAGGGCGGCCGCUACGUAGGCGGCCAACCGGAGUGCAACAACUGCAUCAGAGCUUUCGUUCGCGGUGGCCCAGCCAGAUCUCGAGAACAAUACGUCGAGCUGGUCAAGCAGGUGCGAGCCGCCUGGUACAAGGUCGUGCCAUCGACGCCCGACAAGGAGACAUUCUUGCACGUUAUCAACGUCAUGGAUAGUAUUGCUGCAGGUAUGGAGUUUGAUUUUUGGACCCCACCGGCGGGCGGGGAUGUCGAAUGGUUCCAAGAGAACUGGAAGGAGUUGACUGAGAAGGCGAAGGACUUUCCGCAGAUUCGAAGAUUGGUGGACGAAGUGAGGGACAGGGGACUGGCGCCUAAGCUCUAG